Messenger RNA from Myripristis murdjan (pinecone soldierfish), 5607 nucleotides. RefSeq names its product MISP family member 3 (gene misp3). The coding region runs from base 639 to 3380 and encodes 913 amino acids. NCBI's taxonomy places the organism in Eukaryota, Metazoa, Chordata, Actinopteri, Holocentriformes, Holocentridae. The transcript is spliced from 4 exons. The record is from RefSeq and is a predicted model, not a curated record.
UAAAAACUUUCACUGGACACGUUGUUAUAUGUCUGCUGGUAUUUUUAUUUUAAAAUCAAAGUAUGUAAUCGCAAUGAUAAAAUCCAGUUCCCUGCUCCUGUUGUUUUCUGCCAGAUUUAAGUGGACAUUAAUUAAAGUGUGCAAUAGUAUUUUCACAUUGCCCUGCUCCUUCAUUCACUGAUAAUGGUGAAAUAAAUACCACGUGUUGCCUACUAAUUGGAUUAGAAUAGCAUAUUUUCAAACCCGCAUCAGGAAAGUAAGCCUCUCACACACUUGUACAUGUGUCUGUGUCUGUGUGUGUGUGCACAUUCUUGCGUAUUGUGAGCAUGUGUGAACAUGGCAUGCAAAUGUAGGCGUGCUCUAUGGGUGUAACGCUGGUGUUUGUGUGGACAGGGGAAGGGAGUGGGUUGGCAGGACUUAUACAGUAGCCCACAUGUAGAACAGUGAGCAAUGGGACUUCUCUGGUGUUGAUUAAACAGCAGUGAACUGAAACAAGAGGGGCGGUUGUGUUCUCUGAGGUGCGCAACUGGAGGUCAUCUUCGCAAUAUUAUAUUGACAGACUGACUGGCUAAGGGUCGACCAUCCUGACCACUCCAAACUGUUUCAGGUCAGUAGAGACCUACUAGACUUGUGUCACCAUGGCAACAACACCAGUGGCCCAGCGACAGCAGGCUUCUUCCAACUUGCUAGACCAGUGGGUCAAGGAAUCCUGGACAGAAUAUGAAUUGGGCUCCACUGGGGGCCACUACGCCCGUCUGGCCCCCAAGGCGGAGCCUGAAGAGGAUAUCGACAUGGGACCUGAAGACCAAGAGGAAACUCUGCAGGAGAACGUCACAAUCUUUAAAAUCAAAAUGGCUGACACAACCAAAAUGGAACAUGAGAAGCCAACAGGAGUGAGUCAGCAUACCCCCAGGGAGACAGCAGCAGAAUUAGAACAAGCUUUCACAAAACUAUCAGAGGAAUUACAGGCUUGUAAAAAAUCUAAGAAGUCUUUAAAUUUAGGUAGGGAUACUUUCCCACUGCCUUCUCCACUCAGUGGCUCAGAGGAGUGUCCUGAGAAAGAGGCCCUUUCCAGCCCAGAGGGGGAGGCGACUGAGUGUAUCAGUGAUACUGGGGUCAGUUCAGAUGCUGCAGAAGAGCUUAUGUCCUCUGAUAGCCCGAAUAGUCAUGAAUGGACACAGUCACCUCUGUUCACUGAACCUGCUGACAGAGAUAUGGGGUCAACAUCUGAAGAGACAGCAGGAGACAGUGUGAAAACACAAGAGGGGGUUGCAUGGUUAAACUCAUUAAUAGAUGGCUUGGACAAUAGUAAAUCUAAAUAUAAUUUGCAAGGGGUUGCUGCUAAAACAAAUUCAACCACUAGCCAUCCUACCUUGGACAGAGAAAACUCAACUGAUCUUUUUGCCAUCGACUCACCUCCUUUUGCUGAUGAAGUAGAGGAGGAAGAAGAAGUGAGAGUGUUUUCCAGUUCCAUGGACAUAAAUUCAUGCCAGGAGCAAUGGAUGACACUGGACAGCAGUAGCAAGCCUACCCAGUCCUCAUACUCUGUAAGCUCCUCAAUCAGGAGUGAGAAAGACUCAAAAUCAGCCCAGCCUGCUGUUCCCUCAGACAAACAGCAGGGGGAGCACUUGCCCCAAAAGCGACGUGAACUUGCCCCCAAGGGAGCAAACCAGGAAGCAGCACAACAGGUGCUUAGCCAGGCCUCUCCACCUUUGUCGACCGUUGCCAUGGAGCUGGCCAAUGGGGGUGCUGCAGCUUCUCGAGGCUCUGCUUGUGCUGUAGCUGAAAGAGAAAGGAACAGGAGGGCGGGGGAAAAGACUGAGAGAGGAAGCAGGCAAACAGGUGGAGAGAGAGGACAAAAAGAGAGUCGAUUUGAUGCAGCCAAAGUAGUUGGAGAAAAACACAAAGGAAUGUUAAAGUAUUCAAAGACAUUCCAAAAACAGGGGCAAGGGACAGAAAGAUUUAGCUCUGUAUCGUCUAAACACAGCAGAGUCAUCAAGAUGGAGAGUGACUCAUAUGAUGACAGCCAGAGUGACAGCGGAGUAUCGGCGGACCUCUCUCCAUGCAACACCUUGGAGAGCCACACCAACACACCCAGGGGCAUCCCAACUCGACAAAAUGAGACUCCCAUUGAGAGGGAGAUCCGACGGGCUGUAGAGCGUGAACACAGCCUGCGAAGAUCCAGGGGUCUUCAGAAUCCACCCAUCAGCCCUGAGUAUGUUGAGAUCCCUUUGAGGAAAUCUGUAAUCUCCCAGUCACUGCCUGCCAAGUCUGAGAGGACUCAAGACAAAGACAGGCACUUUGCUGGGAAAAAGAUGCAGCAAGAAAUCUACACUGAAGCCCAGAGAGAGCAGGCUCUGGUCAAGCUUGGUAAAGUUCCAGGUGUCUACGACAAAGGUACCUUUCGCCAGCUCAAAGAGAGGAAAAAAGUUUUCGAGGCCUUUCAGGGACCCAAGGAUUCAUCCUUGACUAUUUCAACCAGGAGUAAGGCACCAUCCUGGUCGUCUGCCAGUGAAUUUUCCACCCUGGAGAACCAGGAGGACAUCUCAUCGCCAGCAUCCACACCAGGAGGCUCAUUUAUGGGGAGGAGACGUAGCACAGAGUUACUGAGUCAGACACAGAAUCCCACCUCGGGGAUGACCAAGGGAGGGCGUUCAACCUCCACACUGACCCAAGGACCCCGUCUCUCGGAAGGGACAGGCUGCCAGGUGAUCAUCCUAGAGAAUAACCUGGAUCUCACAGCGCAAACCCCCUUUCCCUCCCUACCUCUGCAGCACUCCAACAGCCCAGCCGCAUUUCCUGAGACAGAGGCCCUCAGUGUUGUCGACUCUGGAACUCUUUGCGCCUCUCCUUCCAGGAUAGGAGGACACAAGGGGAUUUCAAGGAAAGAGGAACAAAUGGAGGUGGAGGAAGAUGAGGCAGUACCCAAGGAGAACCCCUUUUUCAAGUUGCGUUCCUCUACUGCUUUGGUUAAACUAGAUAUCCAGGAGGCUCAGGAGAGGGAGAGGGAGCUUCGCAAGCAGAGGAGCAGCCUGUAUGGGGGCACAAAGGUUGCCAGAGGUAGAGGGGGACAAGCACGAGGGGGAAGAGGAGGAGGGAGGCCAGCCAGCAUAGAAAGACAGAGCCCAACACCCCCUUCUUCUCCCCUAAAUGGGCUACCUAUUUCUGAUUUACCUGCUUCUCUUUCCAAGAGGGGAAGUGGACCCCCACCAGCACGCCAGUCCCUUGGCAAGUUGGGCAUGUGGCCCCCUGCCCAGGCUGAAGAAGAGAUUAGCCGGCCAGAGGUGCUCCUGAGUCCGCGGACCCCAAGACAGAAGACCCCCCUGCUGCAGCGCUGGGAGAUGGGCUUGGUCAAUGGACACAGGGAGGAGGAUGACUGAGGACAAAGAGAUGGAGUGAAGUGAGGGAGGGCAGGAAAGUUGACUGAGGCUGUUUUUUUUUUGUUUCUGCUUUUUUUUUUUUUUGGAGGGGGUUGAGAGUGUGUGAAAUCAUAAAAAAGAGGACAGUGUCAAGGGAGGGGGACGAACUGAAUGAAGUGAUGAAAUGAACAGGAGAAGGGAGGGAAGGAACAUGGCUGAUGAAGAGGAGGACAAAGAAUCUGAAGUAAGAGGAUAGCAAUUGGUUGGGGGGGGGUCACGAGGAUUGGCAGCAAGGAAAAGGAUUGGCGGUGGACUGAAAACCUUGAGGGGCUGAUCAUAGGGAAGAAGAUUGAGAACUCCCAAGCAGGGCCACCUAUUAGUGGCAAAGAACCGGCUCUGCCUCUGGUGUUGCCUGUCUUCACUGGAAGACUCUGGGACUAAUGAACAAAACAAGACGAGAGAAUAAUGAUGCUGCCCUGGACAAGAGAGGGAGAUAUCUAAUUUAGAAGAAUGGUGUUUUUUGAACUUUAUUGGACUUCUUUAACACUAAUUCCAGAGUAAGAGCGGUACAAUACACUGUAUCUGCCGCUGAAAUUCAGCUAGAUGAUGAUCCUGACGAGUCACCAAGUCCAAACUUCAGCAUCAGUUUUGUAUGUGUGUAAAUACUGUAUGUGACACAUUUUGUAAUAACUCUUGGGAAACUGUUAUUUUUCUACUCCUACUGUUUCUACUGAGCUUUUUAAAUGCAGAUUUUCAAAUUGUAUUGAUAUCAGUGAGACAAAUGUUUUAAGUUAAUCAAAAAAAAUGUCUGUGUAUAAGGAUUUUAAAUUGCAUUCAAGCACUACCAUCAAUAUUAUUACAGCAGAAUGUGCACCUUAAACAGCAGUCUUUAUUUCAGAUAUACACCUACAGCACUGUCUUUUCAAAAAAAAAAAAAAAAAAAAUACUGCAUAGACUAGUGAUCUGAAUUAAUGCACUAAUCUAGUUGCAUUUUUUGUGAUUUUUCAUGCAUUGGUAUAAAGCUGGAUUAUAGUGCAAUAAAAAGAGCUCUUACAAAAUACAACUUGGACCUGGAUUUCAGAACCAAACAAUGCCUCAUAAGACAUAAUGCUUAAAUAAUAGCUGUUAUGUUCUCAGGCUUUGUGUCACAUUUUUUUCAAAUGAUGAAUAUUGUAUUUGGAAAUGAAAGACACAUAUUUCGGUUCUUUCCCUUUUAAUUCCCAUAUGGUAAGAAACAUUAUUAUGUCCAGUGAUACUGUACUAUCUACAGCAGUUUAAUAUUAAACUAAUGAGUACACAGGUGUGGCCAUCAUGGGGGAAAUUAGUCAUUGAAGUUACACCAUAAAUGUAUUAUUGUUAUGUCAUUACUUUAGCCCUGUGUCCUGCCCAGAUUUUCCUUUGGUGCAUGUUUGUCUCCAUCAGGGCUUGGCCUGAAACUGGCUCUUACAGUAUGUGUGUUGUUGGCCACAACAUCAGACGGCACAGAUUCUCUGCAACAAUUAUCUGCUUUGCACUUUUCCUUUAUUGGGGUUUCCCAUGCCGCCAGUGGUCAAAAAGAAAUUUGUCACCAUGGAGACAGCUUUAGAAGAUGCUGCCUGUGAGAAUUAAGCAGUCUAAGUGCCCUGUGUGUGUGUGUGUGUGUGUGUGUGUGUGUGUGUGUGUGUGUGUUUAGGUGAGAUCAGCAAACCACGCUUUAGUGACCUCCCAAUCUCCUGUGAAUAAUUCAUCAUCCCAUUCUAACUGGACACAGCCUGGUGACACUGCUAGUGUAUUAUUAUUAUGAUCUGCCCUGGGUAGGGCCGACGCAAAUUAAGUGCUCAAAAUUAUUAAUAAGCCAUAUUCCUCAUUAGGUAACUUUGCUAAUACUGCCACCUUGCCAGGCCGUGUGGCACGUGACCAAGGUCUUGGUAUUAUAGCAAAUGAUGUAUCAUCUGUCAAAAAUGUCUGAGACAGAAAUAUAGCAAACAAACUGAACUACCCUUACUAUAAUUAUGAAGCCUUGGCACUGUGAAAGUAGGCUGUGACAUAGCUUCUGUUCCUUACCUGGGAGGAACAUCAGUCAAAGAUCAAAGAUGAUUUUUUUAUGUACAAAUCAUCAAACAUAGCACCCCAAACACAACCCCUCAAACCAGGCAAACCUGGCAAACUGCACUGUCCAAGUCAUCGCUGAGUCUGAUGUCUGCUUUUCAUGGUGUAAACCCUCAGAUGUGGUGACCCAAAAAUAAACCUCCAACCCUGUCUAUCACCA